CAUUAACACAUGUAGAGAAACUAACACUUACCUACACGAUGUCACAACAUAGAUUCAGCAACUCUGGGUCAUCGUGUUCUCAGACAUCCUGAUUAGGAAUAACAGCAUUUUUUUAAAUAUCAAAAUUAAAAAUUACAUCCCUCAGGAAACAUAACGUAAAAUUUGUUACCUGUUGAGUAUUUAAUGUGAGGAUCUGUAUUUGCUCCUUGAUAAAUUUGGAGGACAUAUAUGCCAAAGGUCAAAGCAGACUUUUAGUAUUCAAAUUACUUGGAAGCACAAUUUGAGAAUUGUUCGCUACCCAUGUUAAAUUUAUAUUACAACCAUGGUAAAAAUACAGAUUUCCUUUUUUUUUUUUUUUUUUUUUUUUUAGCUGCAGUAAGCCAACUUAUAGAGUGUUUUGUUUUGGGGGUUUUUUGUGUUUGUUUUUUGUUUUUUUGCUAAUUUCCUCACAGGAAAUAUUGUUAACAGGGAGUCUAUGUCAUGUGUUAAUUAUAGCAUUGAGUCAUGGGUUUUCAUGACAGACAAUACUAAAACGAAACUUCUCUGGCUGUCAUGUAUGCCAUUUGGAAAGAUGUGGUUGAGAUUACUUCCCCUUAAAUCACAAACCAACUGACCAAUCAGAUCAUUUUAAAAUUGUUCCCACCCAUUUCACAGUUUCCUCCCAAUAGACAGUCACAUUAAGAUAAAUCAUACUGCAGUAUGAUCUAAUUUAACUUCUUUUCAGUUAACCAGACAAUGUUGCUCAUAUUUUGUCUCUCUCUCGUGUUCACAACUGGACGUAAGUAUGCAUACUCAGAUCAAUUGUACAUCUCUUAAGUUUCAAUUACUGUUGGCUUGUUACUGUAACUGUUGUCUAAUUGUAUAUUCAAAUUGUUUAUUAGGUUGCACAGACAUCCAGAGCUUUGUAACAAAGACUGUUGGUGUUGGAGAAGAUGUGACUCUAACAUGUAUCCGUAACUCUGGAUCGGGGGGAUUGUUAUUUUGGUUCAGAGUUGUUGCUGGAAACUUGCCUGAAGUUUUGGGAGCAACUUAUACCUUUGACAGUGGCACAUUCAAUGAGACUCCUCGCAUCAUAGCAAAACAAGAGCCUGGAACAUUUAUUCUGCAUAUUACCCAAACAAAGCUGAGCGAUACUGCCUUUUACUACUGUGAAGAAAUAGUUGAACUACGAACAACAUUAAUGAAUAUCAGCUUUCUGGCAGUCAAAGGACCAGAAGCUGAUAUCACUGCUGUCAUUCAAGAUGUUCCACCCGAGCAAGUCCAUCCAGGAGACCCAAUGACUCUGCAGUGUUCAGUCCUUUCUGAGUCUAAGGAGAAAACAUGUUCAGAACCACAAAGGGUGUUCUGGUUCAGAGCUGGAUCAGAUGAAUCUCAUCCCAGUUUAAUUUAUGUUCAUGGAAACAAUAGUGGUAAAUGUGAGAAGAUGUCUGAGUCUCGUUCUUCACAGAAAUGUGUCUACAGUUUCUCCCAGGACGUCACCUCCUCUGAUGCUGGGACUUUUUACUGUGCUGUGGCCACAUGUGGACAGAUAUUGUUUGGAAAUGGGACAAAGCUGGAAAUUGAAGCAGCCAACAUCUCAGCAAAUUGUGAUUCAGGGAGUGUCAAUACAAUUAUGUUACUGUUGUGUGCUGCUUUGGCCCUCAGUUUGAUUGUCAUAGCCUUACUGGUUUAUACCAUCAAGAAAAAUAAGUAUGGCUGCUUCAAUGUUGCUGCAGCCCCACAAAUAAAUGCUACGGUAACCAGUGGUGUUCAACAAAGACAACCAACGGAAGACUCAUUGGUUUAUUCUGCAGUAAAUUUUACAAGAAAAAAUGCCGGCGUAAGGAGGGCUGCAAGAGUAGUUGAAGGAGAGAGCACCUACACUGAUGUCAGGGUUUUGGGGUAUGAAUAGUAACAUACACACUGAAGGUCUGGAUUAAUGUUAGUAUCAUUUAUGUAUGUUACGUGUGAAUAUUUAGACAUGUUAAAUUUUGUGACAUAGUAAAAGUUUUUUUUGAGUGACAUAAAUGCCUGUUUUUAUACAUUUGGAUCAGAUUUUUAUGGUAUUAAUUUUGUGUGUUUCAGAGUUUUGUUCGAGUCAUUUUUUGCAAAGUCAUUGUUGUUUAAACAUCUCUUUUGUAGGUGCUAGAUUUUAAAGAUAAACUUGAUGUCAAAAAAGAAAGAAUUAAAGUGUUGUAUUAAUAAUGAUGUAAUAAAUGGAUUGCAAUGUUA
Molecule: messenger RNA, 2211 nt
Organism: Amphiprion ocellaris (clown anemonefish)
Lineage: Eukaryota; Metazoa; Chordata; Actinopteri; Pomacentridae
Exons: 5
Coding region: 785-1891 (368 amino acids)
Biological process (GO): response to bacterium
Source: RefSeq, a predicted model, not a curated record